This is a messenger RNA of Malus domestica (apple), 1550 nucleotides long. RefSeq names its product ABSCISIC ACID-INSENSITIVE 5-like protein 1. The record is from RefSeq and is a predicted model, not a curated record. Gene Ontology annotation, molecular function: DNA-binding transcription factor activity. Gene Ontology annotation, biological process: positive regulation of DNA-templated transcription. Gene Ontology annotation, cellular component: nucleus. NCBI's taxonomy places the organism in Eukaryota, Viridiplantae, Streptophyta, Magnoliopsida, Rosales, Rosaceae.
UAUAAAAGCGGCAGUGGCAAUGACAGUGGCAGUUACGCUUGCAGACUCUCCUCCCUCCUCCCAUUCAAGUCCCCUCCUGGGGAUGCUCUCUGCGGCUCCAUUGUAGCAGAUCACCCUCAGGUGCUAAUUCAGCCUUUAUCGUUGUAUAUAAGCUUAAGAUUUAAGCAUCUUACCUUAAAAAUAACAUAACUUACAUGAUUUGCUCCAUUUUAUGAUAAAAUGGUGGUUUCUGAAGAGUCUGGAAGCGAUGGCUAUGAUCACAAUGGUAAUGACAACAUGGAACUUGAUCUGCCGCUAGAACAACAAGAAGGAUUGUCGAAAGACAGCUCUCACCCUUCAAUGAAUAGUACUAAACACAACUCCAUAUUCUCACUCACUCUUGAUGAAAUUCAAUGCAAGAGUGGGAGGAAUUUCGGGUCCAUGAACAUGGACGAGUUCCUUGCCAACAUUUGGAGCGUCGAAGAAGACCAAGAACCAAGCAAAGGUGAUCAAGAUUCUGCCAAUGAGAAGGACACAACUUUCCAGCCCAAGACUUUGUCUCGACAGGGCUCGUUCUGUAUUCCCACCCCGCUCUGCAAGAAAACUGUAGAUGAGGUGUGGUCUGAAAUUGACAAAAGUCGACCACGAUUCCAUGACCCCAGCAGCAGCAUUGGCAGUUCUGGUCCUUCUGGACCUCCGCAGCGCCAGCAAACAAUCGGAGAAAUUACCCUAGAAGAUUUCCUUGUAAAAGCCGGGGUUGUUCAAGAGUCGCCGUCCAAGUCCAAGCCUUCUGAGAAGAGAGUGGCAAGCACCCCAAUUCAACUGCAUUGUGGUAACAGAUUUGAUGCAGAUUUUGGAAUUGGGGGGCAAGUGUUUGCCUCAGCAUUUUUAAACCCCCAAAACGCUAUGGAAAACGAAUUAUUUUCCGGAAAUGGAUAUCCAAUUGGUACUACAUACCCAAUGUUUGGUACACAGAGCAUGGGAGAAUCAUUUUGUCUUAGUGACAUUGAGAAAUGUCAUAGUUUGCCAGAAUCGAGUAGCGGGGGUGGGGCAAAGAACAAGAAGAGGAUCAUAGACGGUCCACCAGAGGUAGUAGUGGAGCGGAGGCAACGCAGGAUGAUCAAGAAUCGAGAGUCUGCGGCUAGGUCUCGUGCCAGGAAACAGGCAUACACUGUGGAAUUGGAAGCUGAGUUGAAUCAACUUAAAGAGGAGAACACAAGGCUGAAGCAAAGUGUGGACGAGUCUGAAAAAAGGCGCAAGCAAGAGGUAUUGAGGAGGAAGGAGAUUAAACAAUCCACAAGAGCACAAAAGUUGGCAGAAAAGUUGAGGACAAUGAGGAGGGCUGUAAGCUUGCCGUAGUGAAUGAAAUUCAAAGUGGCAAAAAGGGCACACAAGGUGGCAAAAAGUUGAUCAAGAAAAUAUGUAAAUUGUAUUUGUAAUAUGUAGCAACAAGGGAAUUGGUGUCAAUUUUCAUACGUAGGAUAUGGUUGUAGAAAUAAGUGGAUGAUGCUGCAAUAAUAAAAUGAAUAAAGUGGGACUAGCCCAAAUCAGUAUAUAUUUUUAUCAAGAAA